AACGCGGCGCACCGUUAGAGGGCGCAGGUGCAGAAAAAACGUUCAAGAAGCGAUCGGGAACAAACAAAAAGCGGUACACCACGAAAAGCCUGCUAUUAAAGGUUGAGAAGUAAUUCAGAGUACUUAGUUAACAAGGUGAUCUAUGAUCUGAGGCUGGCUUUGCUGGAGAGUCCUGCCCCGACAAAGUAGAGAUGGCUCUGGUAAAAUCAGAUGAGAAAGCCAUGGUUCCUCUGACUUCCAAACCAGCAUGGGAACAAGAAAAGAAGCCAGACAAAAGAAAAGUACUUGAUGAAGAGGUGUUUGUUAGUGACCUGGAAAAAAUCAUCCAGCGUGACUUCUUUCCUGACUUGAAGAAGUUGAAGGCUCAGCAUGAAUACAUGGAAGCCAUGCAGAGGAAUGAUCUUGAGAAGAUGAGAGAGCUAGCCAUCAAGUAUGCCUCCACCUGCAGAACAUCAAGACCUGGAACAUCUACGAUAACUCCCAUGCAAGAAAGAGAGCAAACUCCAUCAACAUUUGAAACCCCUGUACCAGGACAGUUUGCAAGUGAUACCCCAAGGACUGCAAAUACUGACUACAAGAAUGAGGAUUUACCGUCAAUAGACACCGAUUUGACAAAACUUGAGGAGAAAUCCGAUAGUGAUACAUCGUUGGGCCUGGACAAAUACCUGACCAAGUACACCAGCGAAGACAACGCGUCGUUCCGAGACAUCAUGGCCAGGUCUGAGGAGAAGCAUCGACAGAAGCACGCCUGGCUGUAUGAAGCAGAGCUGAUCCAUGCGGCUGAGACGGAGGAUAUGCUGAAGUUGAAGAGCUCUGAACAGCUAGCCAUUGAUUCCAGGAGCAAUAGAUUGAAUACCUGGAAAUACGAGGCAAAGAAUGCACUCAUGUAUGUGCCCGAAGGUGUGGAAGCAAGUCUUGCAGAGAAAUUAAUGCAAAAACCCGAGAAAGAGAUCGCCCACUCCAACACCCGCCUGACCUCUGACCCCUUCCCCCGACCCAGCACCGGGACCCUCCCUGGUCUAGCAGGACCAAGCCGACAGGAUGGGAGGGUAGGAGCAGAUGGUAAAGAGUUGACCCCAUCGGACGGUCCCAAGGUCAAUGGCUAUGGUUUUGUGGCUACUCCAUCCCCUGCUCCAGGUGUGAAUGAAUCUCCUAUGAUGACUUGGGGUGAGAUAGAAGGAACGCCAUUCAGGUUAGAUGGUGGCGACACACCUGUUCAAAUGGUUAGAGGGCCACAGUUCAAGAUGCCUGGUGUUCCAAGGAAAGAGAAGCUUGGUUUAUCACUGGUUGAUAAGGUGACCAAGAAGAACAGAGCUAAGAAAGAAGAAGCCUUACGAAGAGUCACCAAAAACCUUGUCAGCCCAUCUCCAAGCCGUUUUGGUUCUGCAAGUCCCAUGGAACGGAUACGAACGCUGUCAUCAGCUGCGCAGAAACUCGUCCAAAGAAGCGUGGGUCAAACGGACAAAGCACUCAGGGCAAGCUACACACCGUCUCCGCAACGCUCUGUUGGUAGUAGGACACCCUCUCUCGGUGGAACACCCAACAGGACGCCUGGACUGACCCCAGGGAAGUCACCGGCUUCAAGGCGCGCUCAGUCGGUCACUGCGAGUCCCGCUUCCACAAGAACUCCAGUGGAACCGCCAAGUUUGACAGACAAUCUCCUCAAUCUACCAAAGAGAACUGCUCCUCAAAGACAGAAGGCUACUGAUUUUUUCUGAUAUUUUGUUUAAUAUGCAACAAUUAAUUAACUUUAUUUGCAUCUCUGGAGAUCCGAAAGACCCCAGGGAAGUCACCGGCUUCAAGGCGCGCUCAGUCGGUCACUGCAAGUCCUGCCUCCACAAGGACUCCAGUGGAACCGCCAAGUUUGACAGACAAUCUCCUCAAUCUACCAAAGAGAACUGCUCCUCAAAGACAGAAGGCUACUGAUUUUUUCUGAUAUUUUGUUUAAUAUGCAACAAUUAAUUAACUUUAUUUGCAUCUCUGGAGAUCCGAAAGACCCCAGGGAAGUCACCGGCUUCAAGGCGCGCUCAGUCGGUCACUGCAAGUCCUGCCUCCACAAGGACUCCAGUGGAACCGCCAAGUUUGACAGACAAUCUCCUCAAUCUACCAAAGAGAACUGCUCCUCAAAGACAGAAGGCUACUGAUUUUUUCUGAUAUUUUGUUGAAUAUUCAACAAUUAAUUAACUUUAUUUGCAUCUCUGGAGAUCCGAAGGCAAGAAAAGAAAAAAAGACUCUUUGUCCUGGUGUGGAAGUGGAUCAUCAGACAGGCUGUGACCAAUGCUGGGUCAAAGACUAAAACUACAUAUAUGUCAACUCGCCCACGCAUGCAGUGCAUGUGUAGCGAGAAAUCACUCUUUGAUAGAGUGUAUAUAUUUUAUAGCACUCAUUAUUUGUCUAAUGCAAACAAAUGUAUCACUGCUUGUGCAACAAAACCAUGCAUCUAAAGAAAGGUAUCACGUUUAGAAGAGAGAAUACGUAUUGCGGGAAUAAUCCUGUUAUCCAAUGGAUGAUUUCAAGUUCUGUCUUGACCUUUUGGGGUGGUGUUUGGCCAAUGAUUACUUCAGUACAGCACCAAUUUUAAUUAGUAGUAUGCCCUGGGAUGUAUCUCAUUUGAUGUUGAGCUAUCAAGAAUUGGAUUUAAAUCAAUUUUGUAAAACUCAUCUUCUCCCCCUCCUCCUCCUACUUCUCUUCUUUUUCUUCUUCACUAAAUGAGAUACCAAAUUAUUUCUUCUUAAAUCGUAUGGGGAUCGGGCUUUCCAAAAAGCUGCACAAGCACAAUGGAAUUCUCUACCACCGACAUUACAUAAUUUUACCCAGCUUGCGAAAUUCAAAGUACAAUUAAAAACCCACCUCUUUCAGAAUGUUUAACUUAGUUACAUGUAGCUUCAAUCCAUUUUUUAAUAUUCUUUGAUGUUAUGUACAAUUAUUUGAUGUCUAUUUUAUAAAGGACAAGUCCACCCCAACAAAAAGUUGAUUUGAAUAAAAAGAGAAAAAUCUAACAAGCAUAACACUGAAAAUUUGACCAAAAUCGGAUGUAAAAUAAGAAAGUUAUGGCAUUUUAAAAUUUCGCUUAAUUUCACAAAAUAGUUAUAUGCACAUCCUGGUUGGUAUGCAAAUGAGGAGACUGAUGAUGUCAUCCACUCACUAUUUCUUUUGUAUUUUAUUAUAUGAAAUAUGAAAUAUUCAAAUUUUCUCCUCAUUGUCAAGUGAAACAACGAUUAAUUCCUCCUCAACAUGUGGAAUUAGUAUUCUUCUAUACUAUAUGGUUCAGCCAAGUUGGUCCUUCUUGUCAAAUAUGAAAAAAUGAUAUAUUGUAUAAUUCAAACAAUAAAAAACAAAAGAAACAGUGAGUGAGUGACAUCAUCACCUCUCUCAUUCGCAUAUCACUGAGUUGAGCAUAGAACUGUUUUGUGAAAAAUAAACGAAACUUCAAGAUGUCAUAACUUUCUUAUUUUAAAUCCGAUUUUGAUGAAAUUUUUAGCGUUAUGCUAGUUUGAUUUUUCUCUAUUUAUUCAAAUAAAUUUUUUUUUUUGGGUUGGACUUGACCUUUAAAUUUACAAUUCUAACCGCACUUUCUGCUUUCCUCACGCAUAGAGACCUGUAGGUGUUAUGCUUAUGAAGAACUGUACUACAGUAUUAUUAUUAUUAUUUAUUUAAGUUAUAGCAGGACUGAAUUCUUUAACCCUAAUCAAAUAUUGACGAAAAUUAUUAACUUUGCACUCAGAUGCUUGUUUUCAAUAUGAAUUUCAAUUUUAGAAAGGUUUGAAUUCAACUUAGCUGAAUAGGGAUAAUCAAAAUUGAUGGAGGAUGAAUGACACCCCAAAACGGGGGAUGUUUCAUCAUUAUUUUUUCCCUGGCAACUGUCGGCAAAUGACCAAAUUAAAGAUUGUUGACUGGUUGAGAAGCACUGACUUCUUAUUUAUUGUUAGUUACUAUUUCAAGUAUCAGAGCAGGGGCAGAUCCAGGAUUUUCCAAAGGGUGGGGGAGGCAUUUUUGUACUGGAAAAAUUUGCCAAGCUUAAAAAAAAUCACCCCAAAAUGGGGGUCUCUUUGUUCCAGGAAAUAUUUUACAAGGGAAAAAAAGUCCUCACUUGCUAAUGCUUGGCAUAUCCCCUCAAAAAUUUUGUGGGUGCCCCUCAAAGGGAGGGGGGCAUGUGCCGCCACUGUAUCAGAGAAUGACUAAUUUUUGGUGCUGAAAACUAUCAUGAAAAUAUCGCCUGGUCUUCAGUUUUGUUUUAAAAAUCAUGUGUAAUUUAGAAAACAUAUACCAUGAAUUACCACGUUUUUGCAAUCUUUAUGGCCACUGACAUAAAACAAACUAUGUUGAGUUGCAAAGCAAGGUCUCUCUGAUUUGUAAAAAUUGCUUUUUUGCCUUUAACAAACUAGAAUUCUUCCUCAUCGUGCUGUCAAAAUAUUAAGUCUUAAAAUUCAUCCAAAUGUAGAUCAAGCCAUUUGUAAAGAGACACUAUUUUUCAACUGCCGAGAAUUUCAUACAAAUUUGAAACAGGGUGCACAUAUAUGUGAGUCAACAUAAAUUUUAAACCGUUAUAUUUGUGCUUUUUUAAUCUUUCCCUAAAGUUCUGUGUUAAAUGAAGUAAUGAUAUUGAUUUUUUGGAAGUCACAUUUUGUCUCAGAAACAUUUGUAGAAAAGGAGUUAUAGAAUGUAUGCUGAUAUUGAAUUCUAAUCAGGUUAUGGUAUAUGGGACUAAUUGAAAGCUUUCCGAAUACAUGUAAUUGCACACCAGUGCACCAGUGAUUUGAAAGGUAUUGAAUUGAUAUCGGGUUGCAGUAAUAUCAUAAAUCACCCUGCUCUUAUCCAUGCCGCAUUAACUUGAAUCUCAUUGCCUCACCACAUUACUUAGUUUUUGAGCAGUACCAUCAUAAAAAUUUCAGUGGUUGUUUCUUUGAUGCUGUUGCCAUUUCUGAAUAGAUUUUGCCCAAUAAAUUCCUCUUAUAUAUGAAAUAAUUAA
Molecule: messenger RNA, 4969 nt
Organism: Lytechinus pictus (painted urchin)
Lineage: Eukaryota; Metazoa; Echinodermata; Echinoidea; Temnopleuroida; Toxopneustidae
Product: splicing factor ESS-2 homolog
Exons: 9
Coding region: 192-1718 (508 amino acids)
Cellular component (GO): catalytic step 2 spliceosome
Source: RefSeq, a predicted model, not a curated record